This is a messenger RNA of Arctia plantaginis, 453 nucleotides long. NCBI's taxonomy places the organism in Eukaryota, Metazoa, Arthropoda, Insecta, Lepidoptera, Erebidae. The record is from the annotation of a GenBank genome assembly.
AUGUCUACUCGAUGGUAUCCCAUAUAUCAAAGAGGUAAUCCACAGCUGAGGGUGUUUUUACCUAAUUUUUGGAUGAAAUUAGUGCGACCUCGAGGCACCCAACUACCUAAUAUUGUGCAUUUUGAGUGUUCAAUGGAAAUGACUAAACACGACAUUAAGAAUUACCUUAAUAAAAUAUAUAAUAUCCCUGUGGUUGAAGUAAGAACAAAAAUAUUUUUAGGAAAGUUCAAAAGAGAUAUUGGCAAGGGUUAUAUAGUUAAAGACGAUGAUAUAAAAAACGCUAUUGUAACUCUGCCUAAGGAUAUGAAGUUCGAAUACCCAGAUAUAUUUGAAAAAGCCAAAGAUGAAACUGAAGAGCAAGAGAAAGCUUUGACCGAAGCAAAGAAAUCCUUCCAAAAUUACAUUGAUCGUAACAAAAAUAGAUCAGAUGUGCCUAGCUGGUUCUCAAUAUAA